AUAAGCUAAUACCAGCUACGCCUCUCACAACCAGGCAGUGUUCUGCAUAUAUGCUGAUUAAUCACAUAAAUGGAUGCAUCGAGAAAUUCCCCUCUGGAGCUCCCUGACCACUUUGAACCAUAUGACUUCGUUGAGGAUCCUAACUUUGAUCAGUUGGUCAAUCUAAUUCAAGGAGAAACCGAAGACGUGGUCUCCGCUUUCGAUUAUGAUCUUAUCAAUGGCUGCUUUGAUGACAAGCAGACUGGUGGAGCACCUGGGGAUGCUUUCGAGUUUGAUGCUACAAGCACCAUGGUGCCGGAUUUUAACUAUGCUUUCAAUGCAUUGCCUAGUUUUGAUGGAGAAAUAAUGAAGGAUGGGGAGGAAGAUAGCGACGAGGAAGACGAGUCUUCCGGGACAACAACAACAACAUCAUCGAUGACAACAAAGAAAUCAAAGGCUGAUCGGUCGAGAACUUUGAUUUUGGAACGACGCAGGAGGGGUCAGAUGAAGGAGAAACUCUAUGCAUUGCGUUCCUUGGUUCCUAAUAUAACUAAGAUGGACAAGAAAUCCAUAAUUGGAGAUGCUGUAUUGUAUGUGCAAGACUUGCAAAUGCAGGCUAAGAAGCUAAAAGCUGAGAUUACUGGUCUUGAAGCAUUGAUGGCAGGGUACCAAGAAGAAUCAAUUAAUAACCCCGUUAAGAUUCGAGUUGCAAGAAACAACCAUCCCAUUUGCAAGAAGAUUUUGAAGUUGGAUAUGUUUCAAGUGGAAGAAAGAGUGUUUUACGUUAGACUGGUUUGCAACAAAAGUGAAGGGGUUGCAUUAUCACUUUACAAGGCCCUUGAAUCCCUUUCCAACUUCAAAAUUCAAAAUUCCAAUCUGGCCACCGUUUCUGACACAUUUGCAUUAACAUUUACUCUAAAUGUCAGAGAUCGUGAGCAGUCCAUGAACUUGGCAAACAUGAAGUUAUGGGUAAGUGGGGCUCUUCUAAACCGAGGGUUUGAGUUUAUAAAUUGCCUGUAGAUCCUCAAUGAAUUGAGCUGCAUGUUGUUAGCCUGUUAUGAACAGUUUUUCUUUCUUUUUCUUUGAGAAGUAUUAAUGUGCUGUGACUUUUGAGACCCUAGUUUACUAUAAAAGCUAACUUGUUUAAUUUAGGGUUUGUAGUAUGUUAUUGUGAUGCAAAUCUCGUUGACUUUGUCUAAAUCCUGUUGUAUUUGGUCGGUUAAUUUACACUAUUGGUCAGCGCUCAGCUGUGCAUAAGAUUAAACUAUCACAUGUCCAUGGUUUUUUGUUUUGGGAUUUUCCUCAAGUUUUUCGUCAUGGAAUUUGAGUCUUGUUUCACUUGCGUUGUAGUGUAUUUAUAUGUGUAAUUAAUUAUAUUUUUAUUUCAUUUAAUUAAUGUAAUUACUUAUUAUUUAAAAUA
Molecule: messenger RNA, 1399 nt
Organism: Gossypium arboreum
Lineage: Eukaryota; Viridiplantae; Streptophyta; Magnoliopsida; Malvales; Malvaceae
Product: transcription factor FER-LIKE IRON DEFICIENCY-INDUCED TRANSCRIPTION FACTOR-like
Exons: 4
Coding region: 70-999 (309 amino acids)
Biological process (GO): regulation of DNA-templated transcription
Cellular component (GO): nucleus
Molecular function (GO): DNA-binding transcription factor activity; sequence-specific DNA binding; protein dimerization activity
Source: RefSeq, a predicted model, not a curated record